GAAAUAAGACCACGAAAGUGUCGCUGACGUCAUACUGUCGAACCUGUUGAGGACUACUUUUUAUGACGUAAAUGAGGAAAAGGCGGUAGUAUCAUAUUUUCCUUCUUUUUUUUUCUUUUCUGAAAUUUUGUUUUUCAUAAUAUUUGUAUGAGAUUGUUUAUAUGACAAUGGCAGUUAUAAAGAAGGUAUGUCCGUAAAUUUGGAAUUCACACAACGUAAUGUUGAGUGUAAUGAUAUAGCACUUUUUUUAGAUCUCAACGAAAGACAAAAAAGGGCCUCCAAUUAGACGAGUUUUCAAAGCAAAUGUGGGUAAUUUGAUCUUUAAAUUGGCAUAUUUAGAUGAGUUUUUGUAUAUAGUCUCUCCCUAAAGUUAUUUAGGGCCGCUUUUUGUAAGACAGACUAGUUGCCAAUCCAGGCGUAGGAAUAAGUUCGCAUGAAUACUAAAAAUACCAAAGUAAUUUCCACAACCCAAAAUAGAUCUCUUCAACGAUACAUCCGUGCCUGCCUCUACAUUUUACUGGACAGUAAAAAUAGACAAGCUCGGAUAUUUUUAUUCAUCUCGUGGCUUUGUUUUGGCUUAUUUUGGAAAGUGACCAUUCACACAAGACAAAAUGGGAAGAAAGAAGAUUCAGAUUGCUCGCAUCAAUGACGAGAGGAACAGACAGGUGACGUUUACCAAACGCAAAUUCGGCUUGAUGAAGAAGGCGUAUGAGCUGAGUGUGCUAUGUGACUGUGAGAUAGCCCUCAUCAUCUUUACUAGCAACAACAAGCUGUACCAGUACGCCAGCUCUGACAUGGACAAAGUGCUUCUUAAGUACACUGAGUACAAUGACUCUGUGGUGAGCCAGACAAACAAAGAUAUUGUUGAUAUGCUGAGCAAGAAGGAAAACAAAGGUGGCGACGCUGAUGGGGAUGAGGACGAUUUUCCAAUUUCUCCCCGCACUGAUGAAAAUUACAGAAAGAUUGAUGCAGCCUUUGCGAGAGCAAUGAAUGAUGGAGGAAUGAAGACUCAACAGAUUCAGUAUCAGCUGCCAGGUCAGGUGCCCACCAGUCAGUACACAGCUACGCCAGCUAGUAUUGCCAGUGGUGGCUCUGUGAUCGUCUUGCAGCCUCCAACCGGACCCAUCGCUCACUCUGUGCCCAGCCCCUCAGGCAGUAGAGUGAGCCCAGUCCAAGCUAGCACCUCGGUGUUGUCAUCUGGCCAAGUGUCACACACGGUCAGUGCCACCCAGCCUGUGCCCAUUGCCUUACAUCAUGUAGGAGAGGUGCAGCAGCAGACAAUAUCUGUUGCAGGAGCCUCCACAUCCUCACAUCCCUCUGGAACCCCAACGUCUGCGAAGAAACACGGCCUUAAAGUAGUGAUACCUGAGAGACCCCCGGCUGUUGGACAACCUCGAGCUCAACCUGGAACAGCACUUGACACUCCAAAUGUAUCUAUUGCAACACCAAACCAAGGCGGACCACAUGGAGCAAUACAGGCUAUUCUUUCAUCAGCUUCUUUUUCAGGUGAUUUGCUGAACAGUGCAGACAUAGCCGGAUUAUCCCCCUUGGUCUAUCAGUUGAGCAGUGCAGGGGCAGGACCUGGUCCCCUCACUGCUGCUCUACAAGCCUCAGGCGUCACUUUCACUCCGGGAGGCUCUGUGACUUUGUCUGGCACACCUACAACCAUCAGCAUUCCUUUACAACAACAGAAAGGAGGACUAGUGAAACAGGAACCAGGCUCCCCUCACAAGCCUGAGCAGAUUGUUGCUGGAUCAUCCGUCACCCCUCCUCCCAACCAACCAUCGCCUGCCCCGCCCGGGGGAGAUGACGAGCCUCCCUCCAAGGCACCGCGGCUUGACACAGACAGUUAGGUGUGAGUGUCAAUCAGGUGUCACAGAUCAUCAGUGAUUCUUGAUGUUGUAUUGUGUCUUGUUGUACUCACUGUCACUGGAAGGGAAAGGAAAUCUUCCGGAGAUCAACUCACUGGGACCUGCAGCAGUCAUUUUACAGAAAUAUAUUGCCACGCUGUAGCUCCUCAACGUAGAGCCUGUGAUAGGGGCUGUUAUAGCCAUUUCAGGACCUCUGUAAAGGGAAUGAUUGUACAGACUGAAAACAAAGGCAGGAAAGUAGUUAUGCUUUGUGGAAGGGACAAUGUUGAGGGGACAGGGGGUCAUAAACUAAAUAUGAAGAGUCGCCGC
Aplysia californica (California sea hare) is the source of this 2180-nucleotide messenger RNA. RefSeq names its product myocyte-specific enhancer factor 2A. The record is from RefSeq and is a predicted model, not a curated record. Bases 612 to 1853 code for a protein of 413 amino acids. Gene Ontology annotation, biological process: positive regulation of transcription by RNA polymerase II. The transcript has 9 exons. Lineage: Eukaryota; Metazoa; Mollusca; Gastropoda; Aplysiida; Aplysiidae. Gene Ontology annotation, molecular function: DNA-binding transcription factor activity, RNA polymerase II-specific; protein dimerization activity; RNA polymerase II cis-regulatory region sequence-specific DNA binding.